Molecule: messenger RNA, 1040 nt
Organism: Ceratotherium simum simum (southern white rhinoceros)
Lineage: Eukaryota; Metazoa; Chordata; Mammalia; Perissodactyla; Rhinocerotidae
Gene: AGPAT2
Product: 1-acylglycerol-3-phosphate O-acyltransferase 2
Biological process (GO): phosphatidic acid biosynthetic process
Cellular component (GO): endoplasmic reticulum; membrane
Molecular function (GO): 1-acylglycerol-3-phosphate O-acyltransferase activity
Source: RefSeq, a predicted model, not a curated record
CAAUAAGGGGCGCGGGCCGGGCGGGGAGGAGGGAGAGCCGUCGGCAGCCCGAGCCGAGGCGGGGACUCCAGGCCCGCGCCGUCGGGGCGCGUCCCGGCCAUGGAGCUCUGGCCGUGGCUGAGCGCGGCGCUGCUGCUGCUGCUGCUGCUCGUGCAGCUGAACCGCGCGGCCAGGUUCUACGCCAAGAUCGCCCUGUACUGCGUGCUCUGCUUCACGGCCUCCAUCCUGGCCGCGGCCGUCUGCCUGCUGCGCCACGGCGGCCGGACGGUGGAGAACAUGAGCAUCAUCAGUUGGUGGGUCCGGUCCUUCAAGUACGUUUACGGCCUUCGCUUUGAGAUAAACGGUCGCCAGAAGCUGGAAGUCGACCACCCCUGUGUCAUCAUUUCUAACCACCAGAGCAUCCUGGACAUGAUGGGCCUCAUGGAGAUCCUCCCCCAGCGCUGCGUGCAGAUCGCCAAGCGGGAGCUGCUCUUUAUGGGGCCCGUGGGCCUGAUCAUGUACCUCGGGGGCGUCUUCUUCAUCAACCGGCAGCGCUCCAGUACCGCCAUGACGGUGAUGGCCGACGUGGGCGAGCGCAUGGUCAGGGAGAACCUCAAAGUGUGGAUCUACCCCGAGGGCACGCGGAAUGACAAUGGGGACCUGCUACCUUUCAAGAAAGGUGCCUUCUACCUGGCGAUCCAGGCCCAGGUGCCCGUGAUCCCGGUGGUGUACUCCAGCUUCUCCUCCUUCUACAACUGCAGGAUGAAGCUCUUCACCUCAGGAACGGUCAAGGUGGAGGUGCUGGAUGCUGUCCCCACCAGUGGCCUCACCGUCGCUGAUGUACCCAAGCUCAUGGACACCUGCCACCAGGCCAUGAGGACCACCCUCUUCCACAUAUCCAAGAUGCCCCAGGAGAAUGGGGCCACUGCGGGGCCUGGUGCCCAGCCGGCCCAGUAGCCAAGGCCUGGAGUGGGACAGGACCUGGGGUGGGGUGGGCAGGGGCAGGACCUGGCUAGAGAAUGGACAGAGGGGCCCCCUCCUCUGCCCCACCCGGCUGCCAA